GUGUGUGUCAGACUCAAAGGCUGCGUCGUUUUUUGCUUUUCUUUUUUUUUUUUGUAUUUUUUUUUUUCUUCCCUUCUCCUUUAUCUCCCGAAAGGAAACUGUUGCUAGUUGGAAUAGACUUUUUAAAUGUUUGGGAUUCAAGAUACUUUAGGAAGAGGACCAAUUCUGAAAGAUAAAUCUCUAGGUUCUGAGAUGGAUUCCGUCAGGUCCUGGGUCAGAAACGUUGGGGUUGUGGAUGCAAACGUAGCAGCACAAAGCGGAGUAGCUUUGUCCAGAGCCCACUUUGAAAAGCAGCCACCCUCCAACUUGAGGAAAUCCAAUUUCUUUCACUUUGUUCUGGCUCUCUACGACAGACAGGGGCAGCCCGUGGAAAUAGAGAGGACAGCUUUUGUGGACUUUGUAGAAAAUGAUAAAGAGCAAGGCAACGAGAAGACCAACAACGGCACACACUACAAACUGCAGCUCCUCUACAGCAACGGUGUCAGGACCGAGCAGGAUCUCUAUGUCAGGCUCAUCGACUCGGUCACCAAGCAGCCCAUAACCUACGAAGGACAGAACAAGAACCCCGAGAUGUGCAGAGUGUUGCUCACCCAUGAAGUCAUGUGCAGCCGGUGCUGCGAGAAGAAGAGUUGCGGCAACAGGAACGAGACUCCGUCCGACCCCGUCAUCAUCGACAGAUUCUUCUUAAAAUUUUUUCUCAAGUGCAAUCAGAACUGCUUGAAAACAGCAGGAAACCCAAGAGACAUGAGACGGUUCCAGGUUGUGCUAUCAACAACAGUGAACGUUGAUGGGCACGUGCUGGCAGUGUCUGACAACAUGUUUGUUCACAACAACUCCAAGCACGGACGGAGAGCGAGGAGACUCGACCCCUCAGAAGCCACCCCCUGCAUCAAAGCCAUCAGCCCCAGCGAAGGGUGGACCACGGGCGGGGCCAUGGUCAUCAUCAUCGGGGACAACUUCUUCGAUGGGCUGCAGGUGGUCUUUGGGACCAUGCUGGUGUGGAGUGAGCUCAUCACCCCUCACGCCAUCCGAGUCCAGACGCCUCCCCGGCACAUUCCCGGCGUGGUCGAGGUGACAUUAUCCUACAAAUCCAAACAGUUCUGCAAAGGUGCACCAGGCAGGUUCAUUUACACAGCUCUAAAUGAACCUACCAUAGAUUAUGGCUUCCAAAGACUGCAGAAGGUCAUCCCAAGACACCCUGGUGACCCUGAAAGACUAGCUAAGGCUGGUUAUAUCCGGAACACCAGCAGCAUCUCCCCCCGGGGUUACUCGUCCAGCUCCACCCCCCAACAGUCCAACUACAGCACCUCCAGCAACAGCAUGAACGGCUACAGCAACGUGCCCAUGGGCAACCUGGGCGUGCCGGGCUCGCCGGGCUUCAUCAACGGCUCUCCCACGGGAUCUCCCUACGGAUCCAUGACUGGUCUUGUCGUUCCCCCGAUGUAA
Manacus vitellinus (golden-collared manakin) is the source of this 1446-nucleotide messenger RNA. RefSeq names its product EBF transcription factor 2 (gene EBF2). The record is from RefSeq and is a predicted model, not a curated record. Gene Ontology annotation, molecular function: DNA-binding transcription factor activity, RNA polymerase II-specific; RNA polymerase II cis-regulatory region sequence-specific DNA binding. Bases 127 to 1446 code for a protein of 439 amino acids. NCBI's taxonomy places the organism in Eukaryota, Metazoa, Chordata, Aves, Passeriformes, Pipridae. The transcript has 14 exons. Gene Ontology annotation, biological process: regulation of transcription by RNA polymerase II.